AUGUCGACGAACAACGACCCAGCAGCAGCAGCCGUGGCGGCGCCAGCUCCGGUCAUCAACGCAACCCCCACAGCAGCAACCGCACCAGCACCUAGCUCCUCCUCCUUCACCGAAGCCCUGACACUACGUCGCAACCUCCUAGCAUCCCUCUACCUCGGCGUACGGCAACUUCCUCGCGGGCGCCGACUCAUCCUUCUUUCACGCAUCAUCAUCUCCUUCGCACAAAUCAUCGCCUUUAUCCCGCUCCUCUCGCUCCCUGGCUCACACCGCGUCUCGCCCUCCCACGAGACCGGGCGGGUCUGCAACCCCGCAUCGCUGUUCAACUACCUCGUCGUGCACAUUGUGCGUCUCGCCCUCGAUAUCCCCGUGGAGCUCUAUUUGGGUCUCUCACCACAUCGCACGCGGGCUGGACGCAAUGCUGGGCCGGAACAACGCGCCAUCGCCGAACGCGACCGUCCUCUCGGCUCCGAGUACCUCGAUGUCAAAGUGGGCAAGCUCUCCACCCUCCUCGGGAUCGCCAGCCUCGUCAUCUUUUUCGUUGGAAACGCUAUCGUCUACAGCAGCACGGAGUGCUCUCAGCGACCAGCGGAGGCUGUGCCCCUCUUCUGGGGUGCUCUGGCCAGCUUGAUCGUGGUGUACAUCUUCAUUUUCGAGAUCGCCGUGCUGGCCUUCUUGAUCGUGUGCGCGUUACCGCUGUUGAUGGUGGUGCUGCGCGCGCUGGGGUUGCAGAACGGGAGGGCGCGACGGGAGAUCAAUCCCGAGACGGGCAAGAUCGGGCAGGAGGAGGUGGAUAAGCGGGUCAAGUUGGUCUACUAUACGCCGGCGGAGGAGGAGACCGCGGUGCAGCAGGGAGAGGCGAUCCCACAAUCUACCGAACGCGAUGCAGCAGAACAGGCGAGCGAGGGCGAGACAACACCCACUCGACCAGACCUAGGCUCCCGACGUCCAACGCAGGAGACCAUCACAACCACCCUCCCCGCUCUCAAUCGCGUCACCCGCCUCACCCGGAUUCUCGUCCCUCGACGACGCAGGUCCCCCAUUCCUUCCCCAACCACCCCCACCACCUCAACCCCAUCCACCAUCUCCCCACCAAAAACCACUCGGGGGCUCAAAUACCCCCUCCACCCGCUCCCCGCCCACCGCGCAACAUGCCCCAUCUGCCUCUGCGACUUCGAAGAGCCUUCGCCCGGCGAGGAGCCCGAACCGGAGCCGCUGCGCUUGUUGGAGUGUGGGCAUGUGAUGCAUCGGGGCUGUGUGGAUCAGUGGUUGACGACGGUCAGCGGGAGGUGUCCCGUGUGCCAGAAGGCGGUUAUACCUGAGAUGCAGGUGGAGCGGGCCGAGACGGUGGCGUUGCGGGCGGUAAAUGGGAGUAUGGGGGAGCAGCAGCAGCAGCAGCAACAGGAUGUGGGCUCGAAUGGGCAAGCAGAAGCGGUGCAGCAGCCGGCGAUGGUGAUGGCAGAGACGCCGGUAUCUGCGGCAGAAGCGUCUUCACAGGCAGAGCCAAUCGCAGCACCAGCAAUCAGCACCGCCACCACACCGACACCUAUCGUCACUCAGGCUGACGCGGGCGAAUCGCACGAGCUGCAACCCAUCGUUUCUCGCACCCACAGGUUAGACACGGAUCCACCUUCUUCAUGA
This is a messenger RNA of Kalmanozyma brasiliensis GHG001, 1638 nucleotides long. RefSeq names its product Zinc finger, RING-type. The transcript has a single exon. Bases 1 to 1638 code for a protein of 545 amino acids. The record is from RefSeq and is a predicted model, not a curated record. Gene Ontology annotation, molecular function: zinc ion binding. NCBI's taxonomy places the organism in Eukaryota, Fungi, Basidiomycota, Ustilaginomycetes, Ustilaginales.